Exaiptasia diaphana is the source of this 1163-nucleotide messenger RNA. Its product is annotated as radial spoke head protein 9 homolog. Gene Ontology annotation, biological process: motile cilium assembly; axoneme assembly; cilium movement involved in cell motility. Gene Ontology annotation, cellular component: axoneme; radial spoke. The transcript is spliced from 5 exons. The record is from RefSeq and is a predicted model, not a curated record. Lineage: Eukaryota; Metazoa; Cnidaria; Anthozoa; Actiniaria; Aiptasiidae. The coding region runs from base 102 to 947 and encodes 281 amino acids.
AUGUCAUGGCAACUUGAGCAACAAAGUCAAAAAGAAGAAGGAAGGUCGAAGAGAGUACAUUGAGAAAGAACAGCUUAGUUUUCACUGUAUUUUCAUCCAAAAUGGAGUCUGAAGGCCUUCAUAUGAGUAUAGACUACGUCGGAAGUAGUGGAAUUAUUUUGAGUACAGAACAAAAAGCAGCAUUACAGUCUUCCUUGGUAAUUUUGAGGAACAACUACAAGUUCGAGCGAGUACUAUUUUGGGGAAAGAUUCUUGGAGUAAAGAACGACUAUUUUAUUGUACAAGGAGUCGGGAAAGACGAGCUGAAAGAACGCAAAACACUUUACAGUCAGGAUUGUAUUCACUGGGGUUUACUGCCUGUUGUGACUACYAAAAUGAGAAAUGAAUGCUCGUUUGUAAAAGGACGCUUCACAGGAGAUCCCUCUUAUGAAUAUGAACACACUGAAACUGCAAAAGUUGACAACCAAGAUGGUGAGAAAGGCGAAGGUGGUGAAGAGGAAAACACGAUACUAAUCAAAGAGGAGGACAGACUUGCAACGACAAUCGAAGCAAUUGACUACGAUGUUAGGAUUGUGCCAAGAGGGGCUUUCUUACGAACAGCAACAGCAGCAGUUAAAAAGAACAGAAGUUUUGAGGGGCUUUCAGUAGCUGAUUCAGGGAAGCUCUCAUCAUAUUUCCAUUUCCGUGAUCCUGUCCUUUUUAUCAAGAAAAGCUUAUUGCAGAAAUCUGAACUUGACAAAGCAAUUGACUUCUUGGACCCCAUUGAUGCCGAUGUCCCAAGAGGAGGAUCUUGGAGCAUUCAUUUUGAACGUGGAAGUGGUCUUGUGACUCUUAGAAGUCUUCAUUGGAUUGGAUUYUCAUUUUUCCAUGUUCCUGGUACUAGAAAAUAUGGUUAUAUUUAUGUUGGAACAGGAAACAAGAACCUUGACUUACCAUUCAUGUUGUAAAUAUAUUUUGUUCAUUUUUUWAAAUAUUUGUACAUUGAGAGUUAUUAUCUGCGAAAAUGUCAAACAAUGCCUACAAUAUCAAAUAUACUUUAUAGCAAUAGUAUUCUCUUGUAGUUUUUGUAUGGUAACUGUAAACUAAUAACUCUAUGAUAAUAACUGCAUUCAUUAGUAGUGUAUGAUUGACAAUAAUAAAAUCAAUUGCAUUAUUCUCUGGGC